CUAAUCUUUAGCGACCAUACCGGUACUCCAAGGUCACAGUAUACCGGCGCUUUCAGUGGAUCCGCUACUGAACAACUGGACUCAUUGCAUCAUUUCACCCAGUCGGAGAGCAAAGCUGCGCAAGUGGGGUGACAAGAGUGUCAGGUGGACAAGAGGCCGGCUACAACACGAACCGCUAUAAGCUCUCGAGCUUCUCCUCUCACUGGCCGGCCAUCAUGGCGAUGUUCGAACGACGCGGCUCCAUAGAAUCUUUCGAUCGAUGGCGAGCGCAAUCACCAACCGGCUCAGAACGCCGGAAAUUAUCUUUCAACCCAGUGGGAGAAUGGACUCCACCUGCAGAACAAAUCGCGAUCCCGAUUCCGGCAUUCGAAGUCAGCAAGACCAAGAGAAUAGCACAGGUUGCCAUUGCUGUCGUAUACUGCUUGCUGGCAGCUGGGAUUGUCUUCGGCUUUGCGGCCAUCAAGCCAGUCUUGAUCGCUGAAGGCGUCUACAAGGAGCAAUGCACAGAUCAAGAGCUUGAGGAUGGAGUGUGGGUGUGUUAUGGACAAGAGGUGCGGCUGAAUCUCAUGUUCACGGUGGCGGCAGUCAGCACGAAUGUUUGUGCUCUGCCCGUCGGCACAAUUCUCGAUCGCUUUGGUCCACGCGUCGCAAGUAUUGUGGGCGUCGUUUUCUUGUUCAUGGGUGCGCUUUUCAUGGCAUUCGCUGCGGAUCUUGCGCAGUACAUGGACGCAUACAUUCCUGGCUAUCUCUUCCUCGCACUCGGUGGUCCAUUCGUCUUCAUCUCGUCAUUCCAGCUAAGCAAUACCUUCCCUCGGCACUCGGGAUUGAUCCUUGCCCUUCUCACAGGAGCUUUCGAUACCAGCAGUGCCGUCUUCCUUGAAUACCGCCUCAUCUUCCAGAGCACGAAUGGUACUUUCAACACGAAGAAGUUCUUCUUGAUCUAUCUCAUAGUGCCGGUGUUUAUCCUCGUCGCCCAGCUCCUCAUCAUGCCGUCCAUAUCCUACAAGACAGUUGGCGAGCUCGUGCAACAGGUCGAGGACCAGGAAUCAGUCCAUACUUCUGACGAUGAGAUCUCGGAUGAUGAACAGCGACUGUGGAUUCAGAAUCGACGCCACGACCAUCGCGAGAGUAUGGUGUCGGAAGUCACUUCACUACUCGGGUCCAAGUCGGCUGAUGGACAAGCGAAAGAGGACGAGCAAAAGGCGCAGCGAAGUGGGGUAUUCGGAGCUUUGCAUGGCAAGACGGUUCUGCAGCAGAUCGCAAGUCCAUGGUGGAUCCUGAUCACCAUUUUCACGGUCGUGCAGAUGUUGCGCAUCAACUACUCCGUGGCCACGGUUCGCACUCAGUGGACCGAGAUGCUAGGAUCUUACGAAAAGGGCGUCAAGAUCAACGAGUUCUUCGAUGUGGCUCUGCCUUUGGGUGGUGUCAUAUCGGUCCCAUUCAUCGGACUAGUUCUGGACCAUACCAGCACACCUUUCGUCCUCGGCCUGCUCGUCAGCAUGGCAACCACGAUUGGUGUCUUCGGCGUCAUUCCUGAGAUGUGGUCCGCAUACGUCAGCAUUGUGUUGUUCGUCGUGUACCGGCCCCUCUACUACACAGCUGUCUCCGACUACAGCGCCAAGGUUUUCGGCUUCGAGACUUUUGGCAAAGUAUAUGGGUUGAUCAUCUGCUUGGCGGGCGUCUUCAACUUCACGCAGGCUGGUCUCGACGCCUUGACUCAUCAAGUUUUCGGCAACGACCCCACCCCUGUCAAUAUCAUUUUACUGGUCACCGCUCUUGUGGUGGGUAUUGUGCUCGUGGGCUACGUUACGCGCAAGAGUAUGACACUGCAGGAGGAUUUUGUUCGAGAGCAGGCGGACGAGGCGAGGGAGAGAUUGAUGCAGGUCAAUAGACGCCAUAGACACGAAAACUAUGGCACUUCUUAGUUGGAUAUCAAGUUUGAUGAUUGCGCAAUUGGAUGAUGGGUGAUUUGUAUGCAUGGCAUUUGCACGGCGACGCACGGCCUGCGGAGGAAAAGUCUUGUGUGUCUCCAUUUCAGCGAGGCGUUGGUGGGAAGCGUUGAGUGGGAUGUAUCACGAAUCUCGGCAUAUUUGUUC
Molecule: messenger RNA, 2096 nt
Organism: Pseudocercospora fijiensis CIRAD86
Lineage: Eukaryota; Fungi; Ascomycota; Dothideomycetes; Mycosphaerellales; Mycosphaerellaceae
Exons: 1
Coding region: 216-1925 (569 amino acids)
Cellular component (GO): fungal-type vacuole membrane
Source: RefSeq, a predicted model, not a curated record